This is a messenger RNA of Bombus pyrosoma, 2672 nucleotides long. Its product is annotated as secretin receptor-like. Gene Ontology annotation, molecular function: G protein-coupled peptide receptor activity; peptide hormone binding. The record is from RefSeq and is a predicted model, not a curated record. The transcript is spliced from 9 exons. Lineage: Eukaryota; Metazoa; Arthropoda; Insecta; Hymenoptera; Apidae. Gene Ontology annotation, cellular component: plasma membrane. Bases 1046 to 2575 code for a protein of 509 amino acids. Gene Ontology annotation, biological process: cell surface receptor signaling pathway; adenylate cyclase-modulating G protein-coupled receptor signaling pathway.
UUUUUACUCUGCUCCGAUAGGAAAGACAGAAUAUCAUUCCUGCGAUCGAUGAAAGUUUUGUCUUUGUUCAGGUGUUGUUUGAUUUCUAAUCAUCGCUAAAAUAAUAGCUUUAGUCUACCUAUACUUCUGAUACAAUUGGAUGAUCGAUUACUCCUUGGUGGUUCUAUCAAUAUUGGCUGAGAACCUCGAGAGACUGUUUGGUCUAUCAUCGUCUUGAUGGAUGGUACAUGCGAUGGCCAAUCGAUUUGCUUUAUUGCAUUUAUCUUCUAAAUUGUACAACACAAUUUGUGCCAUCGCCCCUUAAUAAAUACAAUUAGUUUUUGAACAAGGUAUAUUAUUAUCGAUCAGACGUAUAAGUUCAGCUAAAUUAUUUGUAACCACCAUUUGAAGGUCACAGGUGAAUUUAUUGCCUAUUUUCAGGGGACUUGUAUCGUAGAAUUAAUCAGUUUUAGAAGUUAUUCCCUUCUUCGACUAUUUCAUAUUAAAUUACUUACUUGUAGUUACCAAGCGAUAUAAAGAGCAGAAGAUCGACAAUAAUGAACUUAUCGUAUUUUUCUAGUACGAUCUUUAUUUUAUUCUUUAUUUUGUAUCUAUAUUUCUGCAAAUAAAUGGGAAAAGUUUAAUAAACAAACAAGUCAUUUGUCAGAGGAAUAUUACGUGUUAAUUAUUUUGAGAGACGAUUCGUGGAUAAAUAUUCACAGUGGAAGAAUCAAAGAUAUUUGGCUGACACGUAGCUGACUUAUUCUACUUCCAGCCUGUCCCUCCUCCAGGUGACUAUAAUGGUAUAGCUAUAAUAAGGAGAAGACAAAGGGCGAGGCAUGAUCGCAAACAUCCCCAUAGCCAUGUAAUCCACGAGCUGGUCACUUCAAUACCAGAUUUCAAAAGGUUCACAUCAGUGUUUCUGUGCUACUCAUUUAUUCUUUCCAUUCAAUACUUCGAAGAUAUAUUUGAUAUUACAAAGUUUUCCCAACGUUUCACCAAACUUACUCUGGACCGUCAACGUUUUAAUAAAUUUUGUCAUCUCGAAUGACAUUAAGUGUACGAAAUGACAUCGACUGAAAUGGAACCAGUAGUAAAGGUCAACGCAACGUCGAACAUCGAACGUUUCUUUAUCGAACAAAAACAGAAAUGCGAUGGAUUGACGACAGAAUAUCAGAACAUAACGUCACAAAACGCAACGUUACAAUCUCGCCAUUGCCCGCCACAUUUUGAUGGGCUACUUUGCUGGUCGUAUACCGAAGCCUCAACCAUCGCCAUUCUACCUUGCCCUCCUGAAACUGGCCUGAUAUACCAGUUAAAUUCCGCAGCGAACAAUUUGGAGUCGAAUGUUCGCGUUAUAGCGAUGGCUACGAAAGCUUGUCUUCCAAAUGGUCAAUGGUACACAAAUUACGACAAUAUUCCCGGGAGUAAUUACAGUUUAUGCGAGUUGUCCGACGAAUUCACUACUCGUUACCUCAUGGAGACCACCCUGGAAAUAGAUGAGAUGACCGACCCUCGAGACUACAGAAACUUUGAAUCUUUUCUGUUGGCUAAAUGGCUGCCUAUCGUCAGGCUCGUCUCUCAAAUCGGCUAUACCACAUCUUUCACUAUGCUGGUUAUCGCGAUGAUCAUUUUCUCUCUACUCAGAAAACUCAGAAAUCCCAGGAACAGGCUUCACAUGCAUCUGUUCGCUUCUUUCAUAAUGAGAGCGUUCAUGGCACUGAUCAGAGACUGGAUCUUCGUCGAUGGCAUUAGACGGACCGUGGACGUUGUUUAUCUCGACGAGAAAAACGCUUUUAUCAAGCAACGAAACUUUCAGACAAUGAUCUGUAAGGGCAUCACGAGUGUGUGGCAGUAUUUCAUCGUUGCUAAUUAUUCUUGGAUCCUGAUGGAGGGCUUGUACCUGCAUAAUCUGGUCGUUUGGGCGUUUUGUGCGGAUAGUUCAGCCAUUAAUUUGUAUAUUUUACUGGGCUGGGGAUUGCCUGUUUUCGUGGUUGUUCCUUGGGUAAUAAUACGAGCCACGAUCGAAGACACAUUUUGCUGGACCACCCACCAAAAUCCUUCUUUAUUUCUUCUUAUAAGGAUCCCCAUCGUAAUAUCGAUUUUGUUCAACUUUCUGCUGUUCCUCAACAUUGUACGUGUCCUGUUCAUCAAAUUCAAGACGUCCGUGCAUUUGCAACGGAAAAAAAUGCAGUACAGUAGGUGGGCCAAAUCUACUUUGGUAUUGGUACCCCUGUUUGGUGCUCACUAUACUCUAUUUCUUGGGCUCUCCUAUCACAAGGAUAACCGCGUGGAACUGGUCUGGCUCUUCUUCGAUCAAUUCUUCGCCUCGUUCCAAGGUUCUUUCGUGGCACUGCUUUACUGUCUGCUGAACAUCGAAGUUAGAACGGAAAUAAAACGAGCCUGGAGGAUAAGAUGGUCGAAAAAAGCGAACCUCAGCUUGUCAGCGUCUCGAGAAUCAAGAAGAAGAAAAUCUACUCGCCAAUGCAGACAAUCGAACGAUUAUGAUCAUCCAACAGUCACUGGUACCACUGCGAGGAAUGCAUUACGAUCGAAUGAUUAUUGGCCAAAUAUGCUAGAAGUGGAGACAAGAUAGAAACAGCUUUAAAAAGAAACACUUUUAUAUCUGCGAAUUUGAUAUCUUUAUAUCCAGCUUUUUUGCGUAUUUUAUUUAUUUUUAAAUCUUCGGUAGA